Sitophilus oryzae (rice weevil) is the source of this 2034-nucleotide messenger RNA. It is a transcript of the gene Vis, whose product is annotated as iroquois-class homeodomain protein irx-3-like. NCBI's taxonomy places the organism in Eukaryota, Metazoa, Arthropoda, Insecta, Coleoptera, Curculionidae. The coding region runs from base 403 to 1365 and encodes 320 amino acids. The transcript has 5 exons. Gene Ontology annotation, biological process: regulation of transcription by RNA polymerase II. The record is from RefSeq and is a predicted model, not a curated record. Gene Ontology annotation, molecular function: DNA-binding transcription factor activity, RNA polymerase II-specific; RNA polymerase II cis-regulatory region sequence-specific DNA binding.
CAGACCUGUCAGAAAGCACGCCAGUUGAAAACUUCGCCGCUUUUAGCGACUAUAUUUCAGUUUUUAUUUGUUAAUUCCUUGGUGGUUCGGUAAAAAUAGCGAAAUAAAGGUAUUCUACGUGAACCGUGUUAAAAAUAGUGCCGGGGUUUAGUGUUUUUUCGCUCCGCGACUUAAAAAUAUAACGGCGUCAUGCCGACUAUUCAGUGACAUUCAAUAAUAACGCGCUGCAUUUUCAACUUUAUGCCUUAUUAGACUUUAUUAGAUUAUCUGGAAAUUAAAUACAUUCUAAACUCGCUUCGCCGGCGUACUUUUUAAAAGCGCGACGCGCUUUUUUAAGCUUUUUCUAGCAUCGUUACGUAAAAUUGUGAUCAGUGAGUUUUGACGUUUGUCAAAGAAGCAAAGAUGAAAGCACGUCAGGAAAGAUUCAAGUCAUCUUCCAGCACGGAUGAAGUUGAUUCGGCUUCAGAUCACGAUGACCAUCACAUUCAGCCCAUUCAGAUUGGUAGGCACAUUUCCAAGCCAUCGAACAUGGACCACGAGUCACAGGAAAUCGAUGAAAUGGCUGAUAUUCAUGAAGAAAUUAGCCACGAAUUGACCACAAUAGAUGAAUUGGGAGAGAUGCACUUGAUGUCUGUGGUUACUCCAGUAAGAAAACGCAGAGGAAAUCUACCCAAACACUCUGUAAAGAUUUUAAAAAGAUGGUUAUAUGAGCACAGGUACAAUGCAUAUCCAUCAGACGCAGAAAAGGUGACUUUGUCAAAAGAAGCCAAUUUGACAGUGUUGCAAGUUUGUAACUGGUUUAUAAAUGCCAGAAGAAGAAUUUUGCCUGAGAUGAUACGCAGAGAAGGCCACGAUCCUUUGCAUUACACCAUAUCAAGAAGGGGUAAAAAACUGACUGGCCUAGGAGGAGAAAAUGGCAGAAAUUGGCCGGACGAUAUGGAGAGCAUAGGCAGCAAAAGAGUGAGGUUAGAUCACGAUUACGAGGACUGCAUGACUUUGAUGUACAAAUCGGAAGAAGACAGCCCUACGGAGGAGUAUGAGAGCUCCAGCCCUAGCGAGGAGGAAAAAUUCAAUCCGUGGGAAACAGUUAUACGGUAUGGAGUUGCCAAAGAAGUCGUCCAUCCAGCUGUUAGAGACGAUGAAAGUUUAAUACACGCCGAAGGAACGAAAUGUCCCCCAACCAAAGCCCAACUGAAGGAAUACUCCAGCGAUAUGCCCCAAGUCGUCAAGUCGAAUAAGAACCAGGACACGAGUUCAGUGCCAAGCGAGAAAGAAGAUAUGUUCAACUGUUUCUAUCUCCUGGUCGAGACGGCGGUCGCAGUGAGGCAGAAAGAGAUAGAGAACAGCGUGGCUAUUAACACGUAACCGUGAAAGUGAUACAAGGACAGAAUACUACUGAACAGCAGUGAUGUCAGGUUGUGUAAAGUUUCACAAAAUGGGGUUUUUAGUCGUGGUUCGAAAUGUGUACAAGUAGCUUUUGGUUAGAUUUUUUAAUACAUAUCACAGAUAUAAAAUGUAUUUUUUUUAUUUGCACCUAAAUUUUCAGUUAAAUUUUCGAAAUUACGAAGAAUAAUUGCGUUAUUUGUAGAUGUUUUGAACGUUGAAGUGUCUUUUGGGGCUGUAAGGGUUAUAAGGGAAGCUGUGCUAACCGAUAUAUAUUUUGUAAAUAUCGAUAAUUUAGCGUUCACUUAGUUUUUUAAUGAAUUCACUACCGACAGUGCCUUAAAGUGAGAAAAACUCUAGAUCUUAUAUUUGUUUAAAAAUAUUUGUUUUUGUAAUGAUAAACUAAUGGUGUUCGUUUAGAAAUCAACUAAUUCAUAUUAAAAAAUACAGUGCAACCUCUUUAAUUGCAGCAGGUAAUUGUAACUGACCAUUUCCGAUUAGCUAAUACUUAUACAGGGUGUUUUAAAAAACAUGUAAAAACAACACGUAAAAAUAAGAUUUAUUUUAAUUAUUAACUAUAGAGUAUUAAAAUCUCAAUAUAUUCUUUCGAUUUAUUAUAAUUUUCUUCCAAGUAUUUUUAGGGAUUCGAAU